Messenger RNA from Pomacea canaliculata, 2682 nucleotides. RefSeq names its product inositol-pentakisphosphate 2-kinase-like. Gene Ontology annotation, cellular component: nucleus. NCBI's taxonomy places the organism in Eukaryota, Metazoa, Mollusca, Gastropoda, Architaenioglossa, Ampullariidae. Gene Ontology annotation, molecular function: inositol-1,3,4,5,6-pentakisphosphate 2-kinase activity; ATP binding. Bases 109 to 1692 code for a protein of 527 amino acids. Gene Ontology annotation, biological process: inositol phosphate biosynthetic process. The transcript is spliced from 14 exons. The record is from RefSeq and is a predicted model, not a curated record.
CUGAAAUUUACAGGUUAGAUAUCGCCUUUAUCUACUGAUAUCUGAAAAAAAGUAAACCGUUCAGGUUGGUCUUUAAAUGCUUGCACGACUCCCUUGAUUCGUCCUGCAAUGACUGCUCCCUGCUCUCCUGGCUGGAGGUACGUUUGUGAAGGAAGGAAUGGAAGGAAAGCAGACAAUGUGAACAUUACCAUGGAGUGGCGCUAUCGUGGUGAGGGAAAUUGCUCCUUGGUUGUGGCCGAUCCUUUGAGUAAAAGAGUGUAUCGCCUUCUGAAGCAGAACUACACUCGCAAAUUCCAGGAAGGUGUUGUAGACUCUGAGAGCAAAGCACAAGCUGUACAUGAGGACUUGGCACAGGUGGUCAGUUAUGUCCGCUGGGUGAUGCAGCCACUUUUGUCACCAGACUAUGUGACGGUUCCUAAAUUGACUAAGGUGGAGCAGGAUUUCAUCAGAGAAGUGGUUCGUCAAGUCAGCAAACAACGGCCAGUAAGGAGAAUGAAGAAACCAGGUGACAGAGUGGAUGAGGAGGUUCAGUGGGCCUUGAUUUUGCCGGACUUCUGCUUUGUGCAUCUGCCUCAUGGACGCUUGAGUGGUGCUCACAGCACCAUCAGCAUAGAAAUCAAACCGAAGAAAUCCUUCAUCACAACAUAUCCUAAGAGAGGAACUACUGGGGAGCAGCCAGGUGUGUGCAAGUUUUGCAUGCACCAGCACCUCAAGCGACAGUCAGGACAGUGGCCAGAAACCAGCAACUACUGUCCUCUGGAUUUAUUUUCAGGAAAUAAACAACGCAUGAAGCAUGCCUUGCAGUCUCUUAUUAAAACACCUCAAAACAACCUCAAAAUAUGGAAAGAUGGAGAAGAUGUGUAUAGUGCAGAGAAAAGGCUGGACUUAGCAGACAUCUUGCAACGCUGGUUUAAUGACCCAACACUCAAAAAGAGCAGGGCCAUCAGCUGUUUUCUAGACCUAGUCAUUGAAAUCCUCAUGAUGUCAGUAUCUCCUGAUGAUCCUCAGCCUCACUCUGACCUGACAAGGUCACCCACACUACAGCGCUGUCAAAGCAGCUCCUUCACCUUCACCACUGGCAAUGUGUGCCAGUGGCUACCAGAAGGCAGUGUGUUGGAGCGUGUGUAUGCUGCUCAGCUCCUUGAUGAUCUAGAGGUGAUGAAUGUCUUCCCUCUGUACCAGAGGCUGCAAGAGCAGCUUGCUGCAAAUCCGCAACUCAAAAGGGAGUGGGGAUUCGAUGGACACUUUCCACAAGACUGGCUGCUGGACAGUGAAGCAUUUAGAAAUCUUGAUCCAUCUUCCAUAGAGUGGGUGGUGCAGAAGGUCAAAAGGUUUUUAGUAUCCAAAACCCUACAGGACUGUUCUAUAAUGGUAGCCAUCUUGCCAUUAGACUCGCUAGAUCUCCAAAAACAGAAUGGUCCUGGUGAAAAUCAUUAUGGAAACAACCGACUACAGUUUGACCAGCAGUGGUACAAGGUAUCUGUUGCCCUAGUUGACCUUGACCCCAAGCCUCUAGACAAGAUUCCAGUCUACCAUAAACAGGCUUCAGCCAUUCUGGCAUCCUUUCAUGACACUUGCAUGGAGACAGCCACAGUUCCUGCCGCUGAACCACUGCAUGUACCUGUACGUCAGCUGCCAGUUCUGAGUGCACUCCCUUGCCUAGCCAUGCAUCCCAGGGUGCCAGAGGUGUAGGAAAGGUCAAGGUGUCCUGACCACCAUCUGCAUUUUAGGUUUGGUAGAAUAUGGCACAGUAGGAGGGUUAGGUGUUUUUGUAUCUGGCAUGUUAAGGGGUUACAAUAUGUCCUAGGAUCUGUCACGGUGAUGAGAUAACAAAUCCUGCAAGGUUAAGUCACAAUAGUGGGGUUACAAGGCGUAUUAAAGUCUGCACAGAUAUAGGAGUUACAAAGCAUGUUAGGAUAUGGUGGAGUAAUAGGGAAUAUAAAGUUUGUUAGGAUCAGGUGCAAUGAUGGAGUGACAAAGGCCUUAUGAGGACAUUUGUCCCCAGAUUUCUGUACUAGAAAUGAUCUUGUGACACACUUGCAAGGACCCUGUUUGGAUGCUUGUGUUGUUGAGAAGGUUCUUUUGUGCAUUUACACAAAGGAAUUCUUUUUGGCUUUUUCCUGAAGCUAAACACUGUAUAUAGGUGUAGAGAGUGGCUAGGUGACCAUGAUGCAGUUGGUGUCUCAUCACCUUGGUCUCUGGAGACUCUGCAAUUACAUUGUGUAAUGUUACACUUUGUGACUAAACUUAUGUAUGAAAGACUGCUUUGAUAAAGUGUGUUAUUUACAAUAGUUGUGUCUUCUGUAGUCUCAAAAAUGUACUCAAAAUGAAUGAGUAUGCUAAGUCACAUGGGUACAACACUAUGCUUGCAAGUCAAGGGCUGGGGAGAGAUUUUUGAUGCAGGCAUUCAGAAUAGUAAUCCAAAAUAUGAGUUACUGUUAGUUAACGUUAUAGCAAAACUGUUCAAAAAAGUGAAUGAGCUUUGGAAAGAAUGCUUGUGAAAAUGAGUUGAGGAUAAUAUUUAUCUGACAAAGUCAGUUAUCAUCAGGACCAUAUUUACCUGAAAAAAUGACAAUAUAACAUGUUCAGCAUUGCAUGAUGUGUUCAGCAUUACAUUUUAUUCUUCAUUGCCUAAAACCACAUCGUUUACCUGUCAGAAUACCAUAGUGCUAGAUUAUACCA